This is a messenger RNA of Closterium sp. NIES-65, 1458 nucleotides long. The record is from the annotation of a GenBank genome assembly. Lineage: Eukaryota; Viridiplantae; Streptophyta; Zygnematophyceae; Desmidiales; Closteriaceae.
AUGGACGUGGUCGUGGACAUGGACGUGGACGUGGACGUGGACGUGGUCGUGGACGUGGACGUGGACGUGGACGUGGACGUGGACGUGGACGUGCACGUGGACGUGGACGUGAACGUGAACGUGGACGUGGACGUGGACGUGAACGUGAACGUGAACGUGAACGUGGACGUGGACGUGAACGUGGACGUGGACGUGGACGUGAACGUGAACGUGGACGUGCACGUGCACGUGGACGUGAACGUGAACGUGGACGUGAACGUGGAAGUGGACGUGGACGUGGUCGCGGACGUGGACGUGGACGUGGACGCGGACGUGGACGUGGACGACGUGGAUGUGGAGGACGUGGACGUGGACGUGGAGGACGUGGACGUGGACGUGGACGUGGACGUGGUCGUGGACAUGGAGGUUGACGUGGACGUGGACGUGGUCGUGGACGUGGAGGUUGACGUGGACGUGGACGUGGUCGUGGACGUGGAGGACUUGGACGUGGACAUGGAUGUGGACGUGGACGUGGACGUGGACGUGGACAUGGUCGUGGACGUGGACGUGGACGUGGACGUGGACGUGGACGUGGACAUGGACGUGGACGUGGACGUGGACGUGGACGUGAACGUGGACGUGGACGUGAACGUGAACGUGAACGUGAACGUGAACGUGGACGUGGACGUGAACGUGGACGUGGACGUGGACGUGAACGUGGACGUGAACGUGAACGUGGACGUGCACGUGCACGUGGACGUGAACGUGAACGUGGACGUGAACGUGGACGUGGACGUGGACGUGGUCGCGGACGUGGACUUGGACGUGGACGCGGACGUGGACAUGAACGUGGAUGUGGACAUGGACGUGGAUGUGGUCGUGGUCGUAGACGUGGACGUGGACGUGGACGUGAACGUGUACGUGGACGUGGAGGACGUGGAUGUGGAGGACGUGGACGUGGACGUGGAGGACGUGGACGUGGACGUGGACGUGGACGUGGUCGUGGACAUGGAGGUUGACGUGGACGUGGACGUGGUCGUGGACGUGGAGGUUGACGUGGACGUGGACGUGGUCGUGGACGUGGAGGACUUGGACGUGGACAUGGAUGUGGACGUGGACGUGGACGUGGACGUGGACGUGGACAUGGUCGUGGACGUGGACGUGGACGUGGACGUGGACGUGGACGUGGACAUGGACGUGGACGUGGACGUGGACGUGGACGUGGACGUGAACGUGGACGUGGACGUGAACGUGAACGUGAACGUGAACGUGGACGUGGACGUGAACGUGGACGUGGACGUGGACGUGAACGUGGACGUGAACGUGAACGUGGACGUGCACGUGCACGUGGACGUGAACGUGAACGUGGACGUGAACGUGGACGUGGACGUGGACGUGGUCGCGGACGUGGACUUGGACGUGGACGCGGACGUGGACGUGGACGUGGACGUGAACAUUGAUACGUGGACGUGGACGUGA